UAUCGAAAAUAUUUAGUACCUAAACGUGGGUGAAUAUAUUUUGCUAGAACCCAACAAACACAAUAAUGGCGGAGACUGCAGCCGAGGAAGCAGCUGCCGUGCCGCAAGAGGAGCCCAUGCCUGUGCCCCAGCAGGAAGAAACUGAUGUGAAGGAGCCCCCAAACACUGGAGAGCCUAUAAAGGUGGCUUCGGAGCAGCCAAUAGAAGAUACUGAUGUCCAGCCACAUCCAUCAGAAAGUGAGGUUACAGGUGAGGAGACUGAGAUAAAGCCGACUGAAGGCGAAGGGACCGAUCCUCAGAAGUCUGGAAGUGUCCGCGAGACGGAGCUUCAGCGGGCAGCCGACGAGCACAAGAGACAGAAAAAAGCGAAGGCCAAAAUGAUGUUAAAGAGACUAAAAGGAGUGUCCGUGGAGGAUGCCACCGAAGAGGCCAGCGAGUGGCCCGAGGAGGACGGCGUGGAGGGUGAAGAGAAGGAACCUGACUCUAAGCGCUCAUCUGAAGAUUCAGCGCUGCCUGAUGUCCACAGUUCAGAUGAAUGGGCAGAACGAGUGGAUUUUCUAGAGGACAAAUUCAGCAUUGAUUCACUGUCCGACUUGGAAGAUCCACGGGGUCCGCCCGAACACUCCUUCAUGGCCGCAUUUCUGCGGGAAUUCGAGAGUUUGCCCUCAUUGAGCGACAUAUCCGAGUACAGCACCUCGAGUAGGAUCGAGUUGGAGAUUCUUCCGACUGCAGAACCUGAGCGGGCUACUGUGGAUCCCGGGAGAUUUGUGCAGUCCGUUGACCGAUACUCGGGCUCAUCUUCAUCUGCGCGGAGUCUCAGUGGUUCGUCGGAGGCGUCUGAGCACCAGUUGAUCGUUGAAGAGGAGGAAGAAUUAGAGGCACUGUCACAAAACUCGUUCCUGGGCAGCCUAAUUGAGGAACCAGAGCCCGCCCCCAAGGAGCUGAUCAUACAGGAUGACGCCGAUAUUAUGGCGCAGAUCUACAUCGAAUCGGAGAGCGAGGACGAUGGCAAAGAGGUGGUGGAUCCCAAGGUGGCCGCCUACAUCCAAGUGAAAAAUAUUACAAUCGAUUUCCUCGAUAGUCUGAUCAAUCGAGUGGUGCAAAUUUCCGAAAUUGGAGCCAGAGCAAAGCUCUUCGACAAGGGCAAAAUGCUGGAGGAGAUUGAGCGUCUUCUGAACAUGUUCGUCCUGGAGAGGUACACCAACAGCAUCCUCAACAACAAGAUGGGGGAGCACUACAAGCGCAACAGAAAGCCGGACAAGUACGCCACGCUGCCGUCACAGGUGGAGGUCAUUGAAGGUCGCCGAUAUAUAGCGGCCCUCAAUCUCGUCGAUAGCCUCAUGGAGCGCUCCACUAUCAUCAAGAAGAAUGGUUGUUAUGUCAUUUCACGCGCUCAGUUGGAGCUGCAUGCCUGCUACACGUUGUCAAAGUUUGUCACGGAGAAUCUGGAGAGCUGCAUGCGACAGAAUCUGCUGCGCCAGGAUUCGGACAGAUUGCGGCGACUGCUGGAUGCCGAGCUGCGACGCAUGGAGAAUCUGCGCAACGAAAUCAGCGAGAAGCGCUACGAACUCAAUCUGAAUCUACGCUCCCUGGCCGUCAUGGCGGAGAAAAUGCGUUUAGUGGAGAGAAUAACAGACGAUUUGACGACAUCUCAAGUCCAAAAUGCCACCGACAAUAUCAUACAUUUGGAUAAACGACUUGAGGAUCGCACCAAGGAUGUGCUGGCCAUGCAGGGAAAUUAUAAGAAAUUUCUGAUCGAAAAGACUUGCAUACGCGAGAAGCGCACCAUGAUCGCAGAAUCCUUGGGUCUGGCCAAGGAGGUGCUGUACGAGAAGGGCGAGCGGCUGAAUAAGUUGCGGCAUCACUUGAGCGAUAUUCAAGCUAAGCGCCUGAAGAUCAAGACCACUCACGCCAAACUCCAGGCCAAGGGAGGUCUGCUCUUCCAGCCAGCCCUCAUGUAUGAGUAUGACAAGUGCCUGGAGGAGGUCGAGGGCAGGCGUGUGACUGUCGGCAAGCUGCGAAAGACCUACAACGACUUGACGAAUCGCCUGAGUAUGCUUGAACGUGCCAAAACAACGGCGACCGUGGCAUCAGUUUGAUGUCUCAUCGAUCACAAUUGCUUGCCGUUCAGUUUCAGGCUC
Molecule: messenger RNA, 2141 nt
Organism: Drosophila guanche
Lineage: Eukaryota; Metazoa; Arthropoda; Insecta; Diptera; Drosophilidae
Exons: 4
Coding region: 66-2099 (677 amino acids)
Source: RefSeq, a predicted model, not a curated record